Molecule: messenger RNA, 864 nt
Organism: Emericellopsis cladophorae
Lineage: Eukaryota; Fungi; Ascomycota; Sordariomycetes; Hypocreales; Bionectriaceae
Exons: 2
Coding region: 1-864 (287 amino acids)
Biological process (GO): mRNA cis splicing, via spliceosome
Cellular component (GO): spliceosomal complex; cytosol
Source: RefSeq, a predicted model, not a curated record
AUGCCGCCUACGACGAUCCGAUCACCGCCCUCUGUGGCUGACUAUACUCCCCUGGAGGAGUUUCAAUCGCAAACCCCCGCCUCGUUCACUGGCGGCAAGCCAGUGUUGUACCACCACCUUACGGGCGCAAAAGCCACCAUCCCCAAGUCGCAAGCUGGUGUCCUUGCCAUGUUCCCGGUGGACGCGCCGUCAAGACCUCCUCACGAGUCGAAUGGUGAAGAAGCACCCGAAGAAAUAAUUGAGCGUGAAGUCGACGUCUUUGUCCAUUCUGAGAGCUUCACCAUUUUCAGCAAAGAAGCCGAAGCUGGUGUUUCGAUUCCCUACCCCUCAAUAUCAAUCCACGCCGUUAAGAAUGAGGGCGGCCUGGCGGCGAUAUGGAUGCAGCUCGAGUUCUCGGACGGAGGCGAUUCGGAUGAAGACUACAACUGCAUCGAUCUCUCCAUAAUCCCACGCGACGCCACCCCGGAGGCUACAAAGGCAUUAUAUGAGGCAAUGUCUGCUUGCUCGGACCUACAUCCUGAUCCCAACGAAGGAGAGGACGAGGAAGAAGACUACAGUGACAGGAUCGUCUUUGAGGGAUCGCAUGAGGCUCUGGAGGGAUUUGAGGGUGUGCUGAGGGGCCAGAGCGAUGGCGGUCUGCCUCCGCCUAUGCCUGGCAGCGGAGGCUGGAUCACAGCGGACAAUGUGAACGAAUACUUCGACGCUGACGGGAAUUGGAUCAAGGACGGCGACCACCAAGCCGACCUCGAGGAGGACGAGGAAUUGGGCGAUGGGGCUGGCAGGACGCGUGGACACGACGAGGUCGCCAAGGAUGGCGUCAAUGGGGAGCAACACGAAGGAGCAAAGAGGGCCAAGACUGACUAG